Molecule: messenger RNA, 822 nt
Organism: Podarcis lilfordi (Lilford's wall lizard)
Lineage: Eukaryota; Metazoa; Chordata; Lepidosauria; Squamata; Lacertidae
Source: the annotation of a GenBank genome assembly
AUGCCCUGCUUAGAUGACCUAAUUGAGACCAUAGGCAGGUGCUAUUUCAUUACCUGUCUAGACUUGACAGAAGACUAUUAUCAAGUAAGAAUGUCCUGGGGACCAGGAAAAACUGCCUUUAGAAGUCCCCUAGGUUUAUAUGAGUUUAAAGUGAUGGCCUUUGGACUAAAAAAUGUGCCAGCGACCUUUCAAAGGCUAGUGGAUAAGAUCCUGCAUGGAUUAAGGGAGUUUACAGUAGCUUACCUGGAUGAUAUUGCAAUUUUUAGUCAAACCUGGUCCGAACACAAAGAGCACCUAGAGUUAGUUCUACAAAGAAUUAAAAAGGUGGACUUGACCAUUAAGGCUAGUAAAUGUCAGAUUGGGGUCUCAGAAAUCAAGUACCUUGGACAUAUGGUAGGUGGAGGAAUAAUAAAGCCCUUAGAGACCAAGGUGGAGGCAAUUACGAACUGCCCUACUCCUAUGUCAAAAAAGAAAGUGAGAGCAUUUUUAGAUUUGGCAGGGUGUUAUCGAAAAUUUAUCCCUAAGUUCAGUGAACUAGCUGCACCACUGACCGACUUGACUCGCAAGAAAAAACCGGAGCAUGUUGAGUGGACAUCAGUGUGCCAGCAGUCAUUUCAUGCGCUAAAGAAUGCCUUGACUACCGGACCAGUCCUCGUCGCAACAAACUACGACAUAAGAGUUCACCAUCUUUACAGAUGCGCUGAAUGCUGGGAUUGGAGCCGUGCUGUGUUAACUGGGAGAGGAAAACAACCUGCAUCUGAUCAGGUACCCAGAGAGAAACACCUUUCCAUGAUAGAAAAAGAAUGUUUUGCUAUAGUCUAG